CUCUCUCAAAUAAAAUCAUCGUCCCUACUCAAAAUCCAAAUUCUUGAACAAAAACUGAGCAUCAUUUCCCUUUCUGUGCUACGACAGCCAGUGACCAUGGCCAACGAGAAUGAGAAGAAGAAACUCAAUGAAGAAGAAGACGACGAGCCCAAAAUCCCAGUCUUCACAGUCCUUAAAAAUGGAGCGAUUCUCAAGAACAUCUUCAUCGUCAACAAAUCCCCACCCCCACCUACCAAUAAACCAAUCUCCUCCGUCCAUCAACAAACCCAAGAAGAAAUCUUGAUAGUCGGUCGCCACCCCGAUUGCAACAUCGUCUUGACUCAUCCCAGCAUCAGCAGAUUCCACCUCCAAAUCCUCUCUAACCCUUCUUCCCAGAAGCUCUCUCUCACCGAUUUAUCAUCAGUGCAUGGCACCUGGGUUUCGGAGAAGAGGCUUGAGCCAGGGGUCAGGGUGGAGCUGAGGGAAGGGGACAUACUGAGGGUUGGUGGUUCCAGCAGGGUCUACAGCCUUCACUGGAUACCUUUGAGUCGAGCCUAUGAUUUCGAAACGUCUUUUGUUCCGUUGACAAAUAAUGAUGAAGAUGACACUGCAGAAGGAGUAGUCCAGGGUGAGAAUUCUCUGUCAGUUGAAAAUAAAGAAAUUGAAUCUCCGGAUUCAAAUUCUGUGGGUAUAGGAUCUUUGUUGCCUGAAGAAAAUGUUGGACUAAGUGGGAAGAAGGAGAUCCCGUCAGCACCUCCAAUGCCUGAAAAUGCCAUUUACUCAAUUUUUGAUCAAAUUGAAGAAGGUGGUGACAGCUUAUCAAAAGGUACUGAUGAAGUGAAUGAAUUCUCAAGCUUCUGGGCAUUUGGAACUGAAUCGGUGAACCUAUUUUUGAAUAUGGAAGAAUCUAGUUCUAAUCCAAAGGAAAACCCAGAGAGUUCCUAUUUUAUUGAAAUGGAAAGGCAAACUUAUCCUACUGCUCAAGUGCCUGAGGAAACUGAGAACCAAAGCCCAUUGAUAAAAGACCAUGGACAGAUUGAUAUUUCAUGUCCGUCUGGACCUCUAGUGAUGGAGAACCUAACCUUCCCGAUCGGCGAAGUCCUUGGAGAGAACAAAGAUGAACAAGUUGAAGAAGAAAGCCUGGAACCAAUUUCGAAUUUGCUGGUUAACCUGAAUUUUGAACAUUUAGAAGAAAAGGAAGAGGAAGCUUAUCCUGCUGCUCAAGUGCCUGAGAAACUUGACAGCCAAAGUCCACUGAGAAAAGAUGAUGGACCUCUAGUGAUGGAGAACCUAUCUUUGCCGAUCGGCAAAGUCUUUGGAAAGGACAAAGAUGAACAAGUUGAAGAAGAACGCCUGGAACCAAAUUGGAGCUUGCUGGUUAACCUGAAUUUUGAACAUUUAGAAGAAAAGGAAGAGGAAACUUAUCCUGCUGCUCAAGUACCUGAGAAAAUUACCAGCCAAAGUCCAUUGAGAAAAAAUGAUGGACCUCUGGUUAUGGAGAACCUAUACUUGCCGAUAGGUGAAGUCCUUGGAGAGGACAAAGAUGAACAAGUUGAAGAAGAAAUCCUGGAACCAAUUUCAAACUUGCUGGAUAACCUGAAUUUUGAACGUUUAGAAGAAAAGGAAGAGGAAGCUUAUCCUGCUGCUCAAGUACCUCAGAAAAUUGACAGCCAAAGUCCAUUGAGAAAAAAUUAUGGACCUCUAGUCAUGGAGAACCUAUCCUUGCCGAUAGGUGAUGUCCUUGGAGAGGACAAAUAUGAACAAGUUGAAGAAGAAAUCCUGGAACCAAUUUCAAACUUGCUGGAUAACCUGAAUUUUGAACAUUUAGAAGAAAAGGAAGAGGAAGCUUAUCCUACUGCUCAAGUACCUGAGAAAAUUGACAGCCAAAGUCCAUUGAGAAAAGAUGAUGGACAGACUGAUGUAUCGUGUCAUUCGUCUCCUCUUGUGAUGGAGAACUUAUCCUUUCCAUUCGGGGAAGUCCUUGCCAAGAGUGAAGGUCAACAAGUUGAAGAAGAAAGCUUGACCUUGGAACCAGAAUUAAACUUGCUGGUUAACCUGAAUUUUGAACAUUCUGAUGAAAUAGAAUGUCCAGUGGAAGAAAGAAUUGGAGAAACUGAAAACAAAAGUGUGUCACCAGAAGACCGUGAAAAGAGGGAUUCUACAAGCCUCCAUUCUGAACCUCGCAUGAAAGAAUCUAUAAACUCAUCUACACUAGAUGGGAUACUGUCAGAGUUAAUAGAUGACAGAGAAAGCCAGACCCCACAAUCUCUCUUUACUGCAGUAGGACAGCCUGAAUCAGACAUCUGUGAAAGCCCUACACUGAGAUCAGGGAAUAAAUCAGGCAUGAGGGGAAGCAUUUGGGCAAGAAGAGGUAAACGUGCUAGUGUUGUUGAGCUUCAAACAGAUAGGAGUAGAGGGAAAACGGAGGAGGCAAGAUAUGGUGAUGACAUUGAACUGGAGGAGGAAAUCUUUACACCAGACAAGGAAAAUUUGACCCCAAAUACUCUUCGACUGAGGUCCUUGAAAAGGAAUGGUGAGAUAGAAUUUAAGCAUUCCAAGUCACGUAGAUCAUCCUCGUUGAAACUAAGUUUAAUUUCCAGUAUCUGUCAACAAGAUCUGAUUGUAUCCCCAGAAAAAGAAAACCAGAAAUUGAAGGAACUCCGAAAAAGAAAAUCAGUGGGAACUACUUCUGGAAAGCAAGCUAGGGUGGAAAAAAAGUUGGCAGAAACAAAAGAAAGAAGAGAAAGGAUGCCAUUUCAAUCACUACUUAAAAAUUCUGGAGGCAAGACCAUAUCAGAAACCUCGGUCCCAAACACAGCCACAAGAAGCAGCGCAUCUUCCAGUUGUACUAGAACCACGAGAAAGGUCGCCAAUCCACUCCUUAAUAAAUCUGUUGGAGAAGGAAAGAGGAGGGGCUGGACUAUGGUUGCAGACACUACUACUCUCCUUGACAAGGAAUCAAGGAAGUCAUUGCAGCUUCUGCAAGGUCUUAAGGGGACUCGGUUAAUAAUUCCAAGAAUGGUCAUACGGGAACUGGAUUACUUGAAGCAACGUGGCAGCAUUUUCAGAAGGAAAACAGAGGCUUGUCUGGUGCUCGAAUGGAUUGAAGAUUGCAUGGUAAAAACAAAUUGGUGGAUCCAUGUCCAGAGCUCAAUGGAAGAUGGAAGACUGAUAGCUCCAACCCCUCCCGUUUCUCCGCAGUCUCUAUCUAGUGAUAAGAGCUGGGCCUUUCCUUCUGGGGCAACAAGCUCAUUGCCUUUUUCAAGAUGGAGUUUGAUGGACCUUGUCUCACCAACAGCAGAAGACCAUAUCCUUGACUGUGCUCUUUUGCAUAGAAAGAUGAAGAAUGAUGGACACCUUGUCCUUCUAAGUAAUGAUGUCACCUUGAAGAUCAAAGCCAUGGCAGAGGGUUUGCUUUGUGAGACAGCUGAAGAAUUCCGUGAGAGUCUGGUGAAUCCAAUAUCUGAGAGGUUUAUGUGGCCUGAUAGCUCUCCCCGUGGGCGCACUUGGUCAUACGUACCCGAUGCAGUUUUGAGAGAAAGGCACAGCAGCUGCCCCCUGAAGAAGUCAUCAACUGGAGAAGGUGCAAAGGGUUUGAAGCUCAUUUUGCUCCAUAAUUCUCAUUAUGGACAGAUCCGUUAGAUAAACUAAAAAUAAUUUAGCCAGCAUUGUGUAAUAGUUUUCUGUUGAGCACUAAGUUGGAUUUCCUUUUGGUUUAAUUUUGGCUCUAUCAAUCACUUCAAAAUUCUUCAAAAUUCUGUGUUAUGCAUCUAAGUUCUGUUA
Messenger RNA from Prunus dulcis (almond), 3762 nucleotides. Its product is annotated as FHA domain-containing protein PS1. Gene Ontology annotation, cellular component: nuclear membrane. The coding region runs from base 97 to 3621 and encodes 1174 amino acids. Gene Ontology annotation, molecular function: protein binding. The transcript has 6 exons. Lineage: Eukaryota; Viridiplantae; Streptophyta; Magnoliopsida; Rosales; Rosaceae. The record is from RefSeq and is a predicted model, not a curated record.